Messenger RNA from Kickxella alabastrina, 1944 nucleotides. RefSeq names its product major facilitator superfamily domain-containing protein. Gene Ontology annotation, cellular component: fungal-type vacuole membrane. The transcript has a single exon. Bases 478 to 1938 code for a protein of 486 amino acids. NCBI's taxonomy places the organism in Eukaryota, Fungi, Kickxellomycota, Kickxellomycetes, Kickxellales, Kickxellaceae. The record is from RefSeq and is a predicted model, not a curated record.
AGCAGCACCAACGGCAACAAUGUCGAUAAAAUCGGCAGCAGCAGCAGUGGAAGCAGCAUCAGCGAUCUGACCGAAACCAAUAAAAAAGAACAAGCGUCACCUAAACCAGCGCCCAGGCCAGCACCGCCAUUAGCGACUUUGCCGCGUCCAGCCAAAACCCGCACACACCCGCUUCCCCAAGAGAAACCUAAGCCGCCGCCAGCGCCAGUUCCAAAGCCAUCGCCGCCGCCGUCUGUGUCGCCAUGGCUCAAGCACAUCCACAAGCCAAACUCAUCCCCAUCCCAACAAUCGCCAACGUCGAAAUCGAAAUCAAAAUCAAAAUCACCAACGUCGAGUUUUCUGCGCAAACCACGCAACUUCGUCCACCAAAUACCGUACUUCCGCAGCUCAGCCAAAAGCAACCAGACCCAGCUAAGCAACAGUCUUCCCCGCCGUCCGUCGCUGACAACACAACGUAAUAUCAGCGACGACCACAGUAUGGAUACCCUCUACAGCGAAUCAUGGAUUGCUCAGCCCAAGAUUCCGAAAGCCGGCAGUAUGGAUGAGAAGCCUUCCUUCCAUGAUGUUUCACUCAAGGAACCGUCUCUGGCGCCAUCAUCGCAGCAGGCGGCGUCUGUCAGGAAACAGUCGCACUCGUGGGAGUAUAAUACACGGGAUAGCCUCACUGGAUGGAUGAUUGUGUUCUGGGCUUUUCUCGCAAUGUUCAUCUCGCUGUCAACGCUGUUCAGCUACCCAGUGUACGAAUCGUACUACGAGGCAACUAACCGAAACUCGCUCACAGAAGCCAUAAAUGGCAACCCACUACUUCUCGCGGAUUUGCACAGACCGCAGGGCGAAUUCCCUGCUUCUGCCUGGCGGUUCAGCCACCGCGCAACAACCUACGGCGUCCUCAUCGGCACACUGCUCAUUGGGUUUGCCCUCCUAGGCGCGCUUCCCGCAGGAAUCCUAACAGACAACUUGGGCGCGCGGGCAAGCUGCUUUUUUGGCACCUUUCUUCUCACUGUGGCACUCUUCGCCGCGUCUUUCGUCGACCAACUACCGAUCCUCUGCCUCCUACAAGGCUGUCUCGGCGGGCUCGGCGUUGGGCUCCUUUUUACACCUGCGUAUACCAUCCCAAUGCAGUGGUUUGACCGGUACCGCGCGUGGUCCACUGGCUGUGCACUGUGCGGUGCCGCCAUUGGCACCCUGGCUUUGGCUGCAACCUACCAUUCGCUCCUAUGGAACCACGGGCUAGCCACGAGCCUGCGCGUCCAGGCGCUCCUCACACUCAUACUUGGUGCGCUCGCGUCCUGGGGGUUACGCCCGCGAGUACAUGUGCCGCGGGCACCACCCUUGGGACUCCAUGCCCGCGACGCGCGCCUGCCGGCUCUGAUGUUGCUCAUGUUAUUUGCCUCUGCCGCGCGCUGCAUUCAGCUGCUCUGCCUACCCUCCUUUGCGCGCACCACCACCGGUGGCAGUGAUGUAGACGGCACCAAUGUGCUCUAUGCGCUUUCCGCUGCAUCUCUCGCCGGUGUGCUUCUCGGUGCCCUUCUCUGCGACAAAUGCCCCGCCACAUGGCCGAUGCUCGGCCUCUCUGAACUCAUCACUGCUGUGCUCACUCUCUGCAUCUGGGUGCCGGCCAAAUCACUCGCUCCCAUGUUUGUCUAUGCUGUGCUCGCUGGUGUUUCCUCCGGGUCGCUCGCUACCGCACUGCCCAUUGUCUGCGACCGCUUGUUUGGCCAGAGCAGACUGCCCACAAUCCUUGGUUUUGUGCUUGCCGCCGGAUGCCCUGCGGUUUUGGCUAUAACCCCUGCUGCUAUAAAGUUUUCCACGCUGCUGAGUGAUGGGAAAAGCACUGCUUGGCUCACCGCCAUCUCCGGCAUCUUCUCGCUGCUUGCUGCUGCAGCGGGCUUUCUGCUACCUUUUUUGCAGAAACGAUACAACAAAACCAAUUAUUAAAGUUUA